CCCAGAGGCCGCCCACACCCUCUCCUGUCCACCCUGCCUGCCGCCUGCCGGGCCGGGCCGGCUGCCUGCCCGUGAAUGAGCCACAGGACCUCCUCCACCUUCAGAGCGGAGAGAAGCUUCCAUUCCUCCUCCUCGUCCUCGUCCUCGUCCUCCUCUUCAGCCUCCUCCCGUGCCCCGGACCCCCCCAUGGAGAAGGCCUUGAGCAUGUUUUCGGAGGAUUUUGGCAGCUUCAUGCGGCCUCACUCAGAGCCCCUGGCCUUCCCAGCCCGUCCCGGGGGCCCCGGCCACAUCAAGACGCUGGGAGACACCUAUGAGUUCGCUGUGGACGUCAGCGACUUCUCCCCAGAGGACAUCAUCGUCACCACCUCCAACAACCACAUCGAGGUGCGGGCGGAGAAGCUGGCAGCCGAUGGCACAGUCAUGAACACCUUCGCUCACAAGUGCCAGCUGCCGGAUGACGUGGACCCCACCUCGGUGACCUCGGCCCUGAGAGAGGACGGAAGCCUCACCAUCCGCGCCCGGCGCCACCCCCACACGGAGCACGUCCAGCAGACCUUCCGGACGGAAAUCAAAAUCUGAGGGUCCCCCUCAUCUCUCCCUCUCCCCUGCACCUCACCUGUCCCUCCCCCCCUCCCCGCCUUGCCAGAAAAGCUUCCCUGCCCCUCCAGAGCAGCCUCCAAGACAUCUCAGCCCCUCCCCCUCACAGCCCUGCCCCCUCUAGGCCCCAGGUGGGUCACCACCCCCCCAUAAUACAGACAUCUUCGGCUCUGCCCAUGCACCCCGGAGACCACCUGCCUCACCCGGGAACCCCCAGAUCCUAGAGCUGGCUUCUCUCCUUAGUCUAGAAUAGAGAUGGAGGUCGCAGAGGGGAAUUCUGCAGAGUCAGCACCAUGGGCAAGAGGAAUUAGAACAGGGAGGCCUUUGGGCAAGUCAUCCGCCAGAGAGACAGACGUGAUCUGUGGGAUCACUGCAGACUAGGGCAGGCCAGUGGCUUCCCCUGGGCCCGUGGGGGAGGAGGCCUGAGAAAGAUGACAGAUCCCAUGGCACAGGGGGCCGGAGGUGACAGCUUGACGCGUCUCCUGGGCCACGCUCCAAGCCCACCUCCAGCCGGCUGUGUCCGGGCAGGACCACGCUGUGUCUGCACAGAGAUGGGGUUUUUCCAAAUACAGCUGGAUCGUGACAAACUGCAAAACUUCUGUUUGCUCCCUGCUAAGCCCCGGGGGCAAAGGCUGGAGCGAGUCCUGCUCUCCCUGUCCCCAGGCCUGGGGCUCUCGAAACCCGGUCACCCAGUCGGGCAGAAAGGAGCACGCGUGGGGGUGGGGUCCGGGCUGCAUCCAGCUUCUCCCUAAGCUUCCCCCUCGCCUUCCCACCUCCCUUUCCCUCUUUAAAGUAUGAAUCUAUAGACUGCAUGUGUGUGUGCACACGCACGCAUGCCAACACACAACAUACACACAGUACUCACACAUUCACGUACACGCACAUGCACAAUUCUCACACAUCCAUACAUGCACACACACGCCACACACAAGCCACACACACACACACACACACACACACACACACACACACACACUCACUCCUUCAAACAUUCAGUGUUGCUUUCAGCGAAGGCCCAGCUCAGAGCAUCCUAAAGUCAGAUUUCUCAUCUUGAGGGGUGGGGGGCGGGGAGUGGAGUCUCUGAGCAGUGGUCUGCAGCCAGGACAUGAGACGCUGCUCUGGCACAGACAGACCCUCACGGGCAGCAGAGAACAGAGCCUGCCCCACCUCCAGAGCCAGUCCGGGGAGCCCCAAGUGCUCCAUGACCUGUGCUUCCCACUUGCAGGAACAGAAGUGAUGGUUCACGGUGGGGGGGGGGGGGGCUGGGCAGAACCUCUGCCUUCUGCAGG
Molecule: messenger RNA, 1886 nt
Organism: Sorex araneus (European shrew)
Lineage: Eukaryota; Metazoa; Chordata; Mammalia; Eulipotyphla; Soricidae
Gene: HSPB7
Product: heat shock protein family B (small) member 7
Exons: 3
Coding region: 76-579 (167 amino acids)
Biological process (GO): heart development
Cellular component (GO): nucleus; cytoplasm
Source: RefSeq, a predicted model, not a curated record